This is a messenger RNA of Cygnus olor (mute swan), 3590 nucleotides long. RefSeq names its product family with sequence similarity 76 member B (gene FAM76B). The record is from RefSeq and is a predicted model, not a curated record. NCBI's taxonomy places the organism in Eukaryota, Metazoa, Chordata, Aves, Anseriformes, Anatidae. The coding region runs from base 59 to 1093 and encodes 344 amino acids. The transcript has 10 exons.
CCCGCCCCCCGGUCCGGGUGCGGGUGCGGGCCCCGCGUCCCCGCCGGGAGAGGCGCGGAUGGCGGCGGCGGCGCAGGCGGCCGGGCCGGCUCUGUACGCCUGCACCAAGUGCACGCAGCGCUACCCGUUCGAGGAGCUGUCCCAGGGGCAGCAGCUGUGUAAGGAGUGCCGCAUCGCACACCCCGUCGUCAAGUGCACCUACUGCCGCUCUGAGUUCCAGCAGGAGAGCAAAACCAACACCAUCUGCAAGAAGUGUGCCCAGAACGUCAAGCAGUUCGGAACGCCCAAGCCUUGUCAGUAUUGUAAUAUUAUUGCAGCAUUUAUUGGCACGAAAUGUCAGCGUUGCACCAACUCAGAAAAGAAGUAUGGCCCACCUCAAACGUGUGAACAGUGCAAACAGCAGUGUGCUUUUGAUCGAAAAGAAGAGGGAAGAAGGAAGGUUGAUGGAAAGUUGUUGUGUUGGCUCUGCACCCUGUCCUACAAGCGAGUGCUACAGAAGACAAAAGAACAGAGGAAGAGUCUAGGAUCUUCACAUUCUAACUCCUCAUCUUCAUCUCUUACUGAGAAAGACCAGCAUCAUUCGAAACACCACCACCAUCACCACCACCAUCAUCGUCACAGCAGUAGUCAUCAUAAAAUCAGCAGUCUGAGUCCAGAACAAGAUCAGGGACUAUGGAAACAGAGCCAUAAAUCCUCUGCAGCUAUUCAGAAUGAAACUCCAAAGAAAAAACCCAAACUGGAAUCCAAGCCAUCAAAUGGAGAUAGUAGCUCUAUAAAUCAAUCAGCAGACAGUGGGGGAACUGACAACUUUGUUCUCAUAAGUCAGCUGAAAGAAGAAGUAAUGUCGCUUAAACGUCUUCUGCAGCAAAGAGAUCAGACUAUUUUAGAAAAAGAUAAAAAGUUGACAGAGCUGAAGGCAGACUUCCAGUACCAGGAGUCCAACUUGAGGACAAAAAUGAACAGUAUGGAAAAAGCUCACAAGGAAACUGUGGAACAGUUGCAGGCCAAAAACAGAGAACUGCUCAAACAGGUUGCAGCAUUGUCAAAGGGUAAAAAGUUUGAUAAAAGCGGGAGUAUAUUAACGUCUCCCUGAGGAACUGGUUAUCCAUGGGGUUUACUACUCAACGUAAAUUUGAGUAAUUCUGUGAAGCCCUUAAAAUCCUGUGUAGUUGAAAAAAUAUUUUUGCACACCAGAUUAGUUGGCAUGUUUCCUACACAUUUUUAUAAUUAAUAAGCAGCUUUUUUUAGUUACUGUUCAGAUAAAAUACUUCAACUGGCUUGAAGAAUGUUUUUUAUUUUUUUUAUAUUGGAAGCUUUUUGCCAGCAAUAGUAUUAAAAAAUGGCAUAGAGAACAUAGCAGUGCUCUCUCUAAAAGGACAACAUGCAAUAACAAACUAGGUGUACUUUUUACAAAGCAGCAACUGAGUCUUUUAAACUGUACGGAUGUCAGCCAAAAGUUCAUGAAUCUGCAGUGACGCUGAACACUGGUUUCUGGCAACUGUUCUUUUGCUUUGUAUCAAAAUACAAAUUUAGAAUGGACAUCAUGGUGCUCAAGUGAAACUAAAAAAAAAAAAGACGUAUAUGUAUUUGUAAAUACAACUGUAACGGUUAUAUUCUUAGUUAUAACAAGUAAUUAGUGUUUUACAUUCUUGUGAUAGGGAUUUACUGAAAGAUUAUCUAUUGUACAGUAACAGAGGCAGCGUGGUUUUUGUAAGAUUUACUGUAGAUUUUUCUUGCAAGUGCCUUUCUCCAACUGUUUAUUUAUAGGAAUGUUGGUAUUUUGUACAUAAGGUUUUUAUGUUUUAAAAUCAUGUUUAAUAAAUGUUUUAUGUAAAUAUAAAUGUGUGUACAGAGGAAUCUGAAUCACAGAUCAAAGUGGCUAGUGCAGUGCUUGAAGCAGCAUCAAGAGCUAGCUAAUUCAUGGACAGUGAGUAUUGGCUUUAGAUAACCUUUGUAGCUUGUCUGUGAGCUGUAGAGUUUUGUUAGUGCUGCUCAUGCCAAACACGUCCUGAAGAAAAAAAGAAAUGUUUUUUGUUUGUUUGUUUUUUUGCGACACUAAAGUUUAGCAGUUUGUUUACAUAUCUCUCUGUUUGGCACAGUGCUAUAAUUUUAAGUCCAUGGCAGGCAUUGUACCCCCAAUGUAACAUUUUAAAUUAGCAAUAUACACUCAAAUUUAAAUAUAUAUUCCCCACUCUCUGAUUUAAUUACUUAGUUGUAAAUUAUGGUUACUCUUCUUAAUGAACUGCAAGGUUCUCAUUCCCUGGUAAAGACAGACAACGUGAAAAGAGUAGCCAGAACUAAUGGUCUUGAAAUGGAGAAUGGAUAUGUUGUCAGAGGGAGGGUGUUUUAAUGUUUUUGGGUAGAUUUUGAUUCUAAAUUACAUCAGUUUAGGUUUAACUCUGCUCCUAAUGGACAUCAGUCAUAUUUAGAAAUUUCUAUUAACCAUAACCUAGUAUACCCCAAGGUCUCUGUUCAGGAAGGUGAGUUACAACUCAGCAUAAAGUGAAGUAGACUUACAUGAGUAAAGGUUUAGUUCAGCUCUGGGUACUGACUGGUAACAGGGUAACUGUAUUUCAGUAAGUUUAACUGUGUAGAAUAAGCUAUACGCCUUUUAAUAAAAGAACUGAAAUCUAAAGUUACUUGGCUGUCCACCUGUGUACUCAACUGUGAAUGCCUUUUCAGUAGUUCAAACAAGUUCCAGCAGUGACAGACUAGCGAAUGAUUUGAAAAAUCAUGCUAGCUUAUUUCGUAUGGUUUACGUGUAUUUUUAUACACUACAAUCAACUUCGUAUGUUUAUAAAUUCUCCUUCUUUAAAAUUCCUAAACUAAGCUAGAGACUGCUGCUAUCCUUUUGGGAUGCUAGUCCUUUUUGCUUUUUAAUAUACAAAUUUAUGACUCGUUAAUUCAGAGUAGUAUUUUGAUACUAUUUUUUUCCACUUGAAUGGCAACCCACGUUUGGUGAAACUGGUUUUAGAACAUGAAACUGCAUAGCAAAUUGAAAUAUUUAAAUUAGAAUCACUUACUGAUACCUGUUCAAGCUGCAGUAAGGACAUUUUAAAGGAACAAACUGAAGUUCUGUAUAUGAAGUAAUUCAUUUUAUAAUCCCAGACAAAAACAAAAACUUUUAGGGGCUUCACAGUAUUUAGUUCUAAUUAAAUACCUGCUCUUUUGUUCCAUAAACUCAUUUUUUUACCUUGAAUUUUUUAAAGUUAGAAACUAGCCAGCUGAAUCCCGAUCUUGAAAAUAGUGUCCUGGAGCUGUAGGGUAUUGACAUAAUAAACUGAUGUUCUUUGAACGUGGAUCUGCAAGGAGAUUGUUGUAAUGUAUUGUGCUUUUUAGCCUGUUUCCAGAUGUUGAUUAGCGUUGACCAGUAAUGGCCAUUUUGGCUCAAGUUAUUUAUGUAUUUUAAGCCUGUGAAUAUUGCGGCCCCCUUUUAGCUAGGGGGUCUAAAUACGCGUUCUGCAGUGAGGCUCUUCAGCUGUCCACUUGUAUAGACUAUUGAAAUACUGUACUGGCACACAUCUGACUGUUGACAUUUUGUACCUUUUCUAAAUCCAAUGUUUCACAAUAAAAUCUUGUCAAAACAUUAA